GGAUUAGCUACAAUAAAACUUGAACAGUGCAUUAGAAACGUGUGAUUUAUUACAUAGGAUUUCAGUAAAACAAAUAAAAACUGAAGCUACUUUAUUUGAUGAGAAAUAUGAUUAAGUGUAAUCAGACCGCUAACUUUAAAAUGUGGAAAAUGUGACAUUUUAUAUGAAUCCCAUUUCCAAACCUCAAAUGUGCCACAUUAAAAGAAAGGAACGGAACAAAGAUCAAUCUAGUGGGUGAUUUUUGUUUUGGGAUGGAACACAAGGACUUGAUAAGAUUUGUGCCUGCUGGGUCUGAAUAUGAUGUUGUAAAACACAAAAAGAAAGUGAACAGUGAGACUCUUACUGGUGAUGAAGCAAAGGCAUUUUAUGAAGAUUUGAUCAAAGAAGAUGACGAGUCUGUUCAUAAAAGAAGUAGUACAAGAAAAGAAAGAAGGAGAAAUACAGUACAAAAACUGGGUAACACAAAGGAAGACAAGAGAUUGAAUUAUGAAACAAGGGAAGGAAUUGCAAUCAGUAAUGUAGGUAAUGCAGCAGAAUCAGGAGCAUUUGGUACAGGUAAAGCAGAGUUUAUUCAUAUAAAACAAGAACUUGAUGCUUCAGAUGUGUAUACAUGCAAUGACUUUGAUGAUAUUAACAAAAGACUGUUACCUAAAAGAAAUAACGAUACUGAUUUCCAAAGACUUCAUAAUCAUUUACUUAACUGUGCUCAAAAUGGUGAUUUGUCUGGACUCAAAAAGUUGUUCAGGAAUGAGAAAGAUCUAGAUGCAGACUUUCAAGAUGGUUAUGGAUGGACUGCAUUGAUGUGUGCAGCUGUUUCUAGACAUAAUGAUGUGAUAAGGUUUCUUUUAUCUAAAGGUGCCAACAAAUAUAUUCUAAACAAUAAAGGUCAGACAGUUUUAGAAAUUUGUGAAGAAGUUGGGGCGAUUGGUGAAAAAAUUGUGAUUAAUACCUACAGCAAAAGGUCUGCCGAAAGAACUGCAAAGAGAGAUAAUCCAAAAUUUUUCUGUGAUGUGUGUAAGAGGGAGUUUAAUGAGUGUUCACCUGUAGAGCAUAAAAGUUCUACAGUGCAUUUGUUUAAUCUCAGACUCAAGCCGAAGUCUGACAGAUAUAUCAUACCUGAAACAAACAAAGGUUUCCAGUUGAUGAAAAAAUCAGGUUGGGAUGGACAAGAAGGACUUGGACCUGAUGGACGUGGUACUAAAUACCCUGUCAAAACUACUCUGAAAACAGACAGAUUAUGUUUAGGAUCAAAAGUUAGCAAAAAACCAAAGGUUACACAUUUUGGACCUAAAGAUGUGGAAGCUGUGAAAUCUGUUCAUAAACAUUCUGAGAGAGUAAUGUCAGCCAGAUCUGUAGCCAAAAGAGAAAGGAAGAAAAGGGAACAAAGAGAUAAGCAAUGGGAACGAAAUUUACGAACCUACAUGAAUAUAGAUUUGUAGGUCAACUUAGAAAUACAAAAUCUUGACAAAGGAAUACCAGUUCAAUUGCAUUUGGGAAGGCUUCAUUUGUCUAGCUUUAAAAUGUGUAAUACGUAGAAUGUAGCAAGCUUAAACAUUAUCAGUGGCAACAUACUUAAUAUUUUAAGAGUUUUUAGUUCACCUGUCAUAUAGUGACAAAGCGAUCUUUAGUGAUUGUCAUUUGUCAUCCGUCGUCGUCAUCCAUCCACAAUUUCUCUUGAAGACGACAGAGACCACGUUUUGCAAUUAACUUUAAUCAAACUUGCACAAACUUGUGUUGGCAUAAUAUCUCAGUUCCAUUCGAAAACUGGGCAAAUCUCUUCAUGGAUUCUAGAGUUAUUAUACCCCACCAAACAUGGUUGAGGGGGUGGGCUAUAUAGGAGUCAGUUUUGUCGCGUCCCGUCGUGAAAUCUAUUAUCUCAGUUAUUACUUAAUGGAUUUGAUUCAAACUUUAAAUAGAUGUUCCACCUUAUCACCCACAUCACGUGACACAAGGUGCAUAUCUCUGACACCAAUUUAUUAUGAGUUAUGCCCCCUUUUACUUAGAAUUUAAGGUUAAUUUUGAUGCAUUUUCACUAUAUCUCAGUUAUUACUAAAUGGAUUUGAUUCAAACUUAAAAUAGGUGUUCCACCUUAUCACCCGCAUCAGAUGACACAAAGUGCAUAACUCUGACACCAAUUUUUCAUGAAUUAUGCCCCCAUUUACUUAGAUUUAAGGUUAAUUUUGAUGCAUUUUCACUAUACAUGUAUAUCAUUCUGAUUGGCUUAGAGCCAAAGGGAAGUAACCUCUUUUUAACCUUUGUACUGAGUUACUUCCCCAUAAAUACCAAGAAUUAGUCUAUUUUUAGAAAUUCUAUUUUUAGAUUUUCAAUAUUUUAGGUAUUUUACUAACUUCUUUAUUAUUAGUCCUACGUAAAAAGUAAAUACAUUUUUCUGUGGUAACAUUUGUCGGUAAGACACUUUUUUAUAUUCAUUUUUGGUGUAUCUCUAAUAUUAGAGAUUUUUAUAUUUACCUCAUCCGUCAUCCUGGGCACAUAUACUAAGUCUAGUAUUACUUAUAUAUGCCGCGGAAGCCCAGGAUGAAGAAAGACGAGUAAUUUUUUAACGUUUUUUAUAUUAUUCUAAGUAUUUUAAAAAUUUCUUAUGGUUGCCAUUCUUCUGUGACAAGGCCGUAUUGUGGAGGUAUAAGUCACAGGAAGUAACUCCUGUGACAGUUCUAGUUUGAAUAAAAUUCGAUAAUUUGGUAUUUUGGCUUUUGCAGCCAUAUAGAGACAUCAUUUAUUGUUUGAUUUUGACACAAACUUGCAAAAUAUUUUUAACAACAAUAGAUCUUGAAUUCCAUGAUGAAUCUUUCAGAUCCAAUCAUAGGUUCUGGAGUUACGGCCCCUGAUAGAGCCAAAAUUUUUUCACUUUUACCCUGUGUACAUGAUAGAAGUGACAUUUAACAUUCGAUUUUAACCACACUUAAACACAACUUGAGUCUCAAUAAGAUCUUGGUUCCUUUCGAAAAACGGCUUGAUUCCAUCAUGUGUUCUAGAGUUUUCUAUUUUGGCCCUUUCAGCCACAUAAAGGUUUCAUUUAUGCUUUGAUUUGAUACAGACUUACACAGAAUGUUUAUUUUGAUGAUCUCUAGGCCAAGUUUAAAACUGGGUCAUGUAGGGGAAAAACUAGGUCACCAGGUCAAAUCAAAGGAAAAUCUUGUUUACACCCUAGAGGCCACAUUUAUGACCCUAUCUUCAUUAAACUUGGUCAGAAUGUUGAUCUUGAUGAUUCCUAUGCCAAGUUCAAAACUGGGUCAUAUGGGGUCAAAAACCAGGUCACCAGGUCAAAUCAAAGGAAAAGCUUGUUACCCUAUUUAAGGCCACAUUUAUGACAUUAUCUUGAUGAAACUUGGUCAGAAUGUUUAUCUUGAUGAUUCCAAGGCCUUUAACAGGUGAGCGAUGUAGGGUCGUCAUGACCGGCUUGUUUCUAAGUUAUUCAUAAAAUCAUGAAAUAUUCCUUGCUUAAAUUGUAACUUUUUAUCCAGUAGUAAAGACUAAAUAAUUUUAGAGCUGAAUUUUACCAAAGUGCUCUGUUUUAGAAAAAAAAUCCUGUAAAAUUCAUAGACAUACGUAUAUUAUUUUGUAUUGUCUUUUAACAUAAUAAUGCUUUUAACAGUUGGUGGUAGCACAGCUAUCAAGUACAAGCUUCUUUUGAAAGGAUUUGUUGCCAUGGCUUUAAUUUCUAUACAAUUUAUUUAUUUUUAGCUCACCAGAGCACAGAGUGCUAGAGGACAGCUAAUGUGAUCACUCAUCAGCAGUCUGUUGUAUGCUCAUCAGAAUUUUCUUCAAAUGAAAUCAUUUCUGAACCAUUUGUCGGAAAUUGAUGAAACUUGGCCAGGAUGUAACUUGGGUGGUCCUCUUCCAACUUUAUUCAGACAGUUAGGACCUUUCCUUAUAAUUAUUAUAUCGAGGGGUUAGAGCCAGAACGUGAUAAGUAUAUUUUUUUAAACUUUGGAGAAAAUUGAAAAAGAUGAUUUUGGAUAUGUAUAACUUUUAUUUGAAUGAGACUAUCAAUGUGAUAUAUGAUCAUAUGAGAGCAAAUACUCACAAGAUAACAAUAAAAAAUUAAGAAACACCAGUGCUUAUAAAAUGUGUUUUUGGUGACAAUUAUACUUUCAUUUUGGUGUAAAAUUAAUUUGUUGAUUAUUUUAGUGUAAAAAUGCAUUAUGUGCACUUGUCCAUAAAUAGACAAUGCUUUAUGGCUAAAUAUCUAGAUUAACAAAGCACCAAGUGCACUUGAUGUGGUUUAUAUAAAUACACAUUGUAUGUUUGCACGGUCUUCACAUUGUGCAUAAGUGCACUUAGACAAGGAAUGUUAAUGUAUGUUGGAAAAACAACAGUAUUCAAAUCAAUAACUACCAAUGUUUGCAGUUAACUCUUUAUGACAUCUAUUCCAGUAAACUUGUAAAACUUUAUGUACCGUUACUAUGUAAAAUAUGUACAUUUCAUCAAAAAAUUAUCUUAAUACUGACAACAGACACAUCUGUGGUGUACUUAGAUUCACCUUAAACCAUUACUCUGGACAAGAGUCGUGAUCACUUUCUAGUGCAUCAGGAUCAGGUAGACAGUCUCUUACAGUUUUGUCAUCUGGUAGGUCUUCAUAGUAUUUAUGAUACUCUGAGGAGACAGUACCGUCUCUGCACAGAGAAAUAAGUCCUUUCUUUUUAGUAGUUGCUAUAGGCAAUUUCUCUACAUACAUUUUAGGCAGCUCCAAAUUUACAGAAAUACUUUUCCUUGACUGCUUGAUUUUCACACAGUGAAAUACCUCGGCAAAAUCACAUACUUGAUAUACUUGAGGUAGAUUUUUCCUUUCUCAACUUUUCGGAACUGAAGCCACUUAAUUUUUUUUCAUUGUACUCUUUUUCCUGUACUAUCAACUAUAUUUUGUGGAAAAACAGACUUUGCCAGGGACUUCAAAUCACGAAAGUCAUAGUGUUUCAUAGGCACAACAGUAUAAGGUUUUUUCUUUCACGCUAAUCUAACGAUUGUGUCCCGCUCGCUUGGAAUGUACGUCUCUUUGCAUUUUCCACUGCUGCAUGGACAGAAUCACUCUUCGUCUGAGUAUGCCCUGUUUCAAGAAACUUUCGGUCGAUGGCUUCUAAAUUUGGACUUUUAUUGAUACGGCUGCAAUGAACCUGUUUCGAUUCUGACCUGAACAACAAUCUGAAUAGAGGCAAAGAUGUUUUAUUGUUAAUGGCAAAGACUGUAUGCAAGUCUGUAUGCAAGAUCCUAUCUCACACGCCCCUCUGUUUCCCUCUGUUUCAUUCCAGAGACAGUAUGUGACACUUCCGUCUUUCAGCGAGUAGAAUGACAAAUUGUAACAUUGUAACAGCUUAGUUUCCGUUUAUAGUAUGUGUGUGUUCGUGUUUAACGUCUUUUUCAACAAUUUUUCAGUCAUAUAAACGACGAUGUCUACUUGUAGCAGUGAGCACAAUGCCCAACUUUACAGUGCUGCCUCACUGGAAUAUCACGCCGUAGUCACGUGGCAUGACACCCCACCCAGUCACAUUAUACUGACACCGGGCUGACCACUCUAGCACUACCCUCUUAAUGCUGAGCGCCAAGCGAGGAAGCUACUAGUACCAUUUUUUACGUCUUUGGUAUGACGCGGCCGGGGAUCGAAUCCACGACCUCCCGCACUCAAAACGGACGCUCUACCACUCGGUUACCGAGGCGGUAUUCCGUUAAAUAGUAGACUUGACUUACAAGAGAGCAAGGGAUUGGCAAUACAGCUUCCGAGUCGAAAGUAACAGCAUAGUAUGAACGAUCUGUUUUGCUUUAGUUUUGUCUUUCUCCUUCUCCCUUGCUUUCAAUUUCCUAUUUAAGUGGUCUUCAUAGUUUUGUCUUAUUUCAUCAUGCCUCCUUUUGAUGAUAAAUGACGCAUGUUUUACAUUGAUCUACUUCUGGUACAUGAAAAGAGUAGUUGUACUCCUCACAAAAUAUUGCCCUGUACUUUUCUCUGCUGCACACCUCUCUUUAUAUAACCUUUACAUCUAUGUGUUUUUCAGACCCGUUUAUCACACAGAGAACACGCUCGUCGUUUCUUUGCACUUAUUCGUAUUCUCUCCGGGUUACUUUCCUUCACACUGGCACACAAGAAAUCUUUUUGGCGUUCGUAUGAUCCAAGAUUCCAGAAUUUCUGAAACACUUCAUCUCUCUCUCUCUUCAUGCGUGAAGUUCUUACUGCAUUUAAAUCUGCAGUUACAAUGCACAUCUAAUGGUUGUUUUGUUUCAACAAUCUUCCCUUUUGUGUUUGUGUAUUGUAAUCCGAACAUGCGACGUUUCUUUCAGAUAUUUUAGCUCCACUAUUCGGAAAAUAGGGGUGCUGUUCUACUUGCAUCCACUGACUUAGAUUGAAAAGAACGACAGUCUACAAUGGAAUGGCUAGCUCUGUGUAUUGGACACCUAAGUUGUAUCUUAACCUUAGAUUCACUUGCUCAAACUGGAUAAUGAAUGUCAGUCUUUUUAACAGUUGAAGCUUCAAACCACGUUGUCUUUUCAACACUGGUUGCAUUACAUAUGAGAGACGGGUCAUUCCUUGUCUUUGCCAUAUCAUGUACAAAUUCUAGAAACAAUGAGAUAGGUGGGAACAUAAUCAUUAUUGUUCUUCUUGAACACCGCGGCAUUUCUCUUGUAGGGGUAAGGGCAGCAUCUGAAAAAAUUGGCAGCACUCCUGACGAAUCAAUUUGGAUCUUGCUUUAAAGCCUCUACUUCUGACAAUACGUCUGCAAGUUUAUCAAGUGCCUUUGUGUGUUUAACACUAAUCUUGUUCAUGCGAUUAAGUUUUGUCAUAACAGCCCGCUUCACAAGUUCUGGGGCACCAUGUCUUCAAGUCUGUUCCAAAUCCUUUCACAGCCUAGUGUCGGAUUGCUGAUAUACACUGAUCUUAGGCUGAUGGCAUGACCCUUAGACUCAGGCCCGAGAUAUUUGACAAGCAAGUCGACCUCUUCAGAUUGGCUAGUCUUGAAAAUCUGCUUUCCAGAUUUUAUUGAGUUCCAUGGUGACACUUUUGAAACUGGCCUUCCAUUCUUGUAAGCAAACGAUCUUUCUUUAAGAGGAAGCACCAAAGGUCAGAUACAAGAAUGACUUUGUCCGGAGCAUUUCUUCUUCAUGCAUAGAGGGAUUUUGAUGUAACUUGGCACAAUUGUACACCAUCAUGAGGCGGAGUGUCAUGCGCAGGUCCAUUCUUUAGAAUUACUUCCCUUUGUUGUUACUAUAAAUAGCUUAUAUUGUAACUUUUUCAUUACUAGUGAAAAAUCGAGAUCACGUUUCUAUAGUGCAACAUGCAUGUUACAUCUAAUUUUGAGGUGUAUUUUGACCUAUCUCUACAUGGUAAGGAUUUUUGUGUGGACUUACAUUUUUUUUGGAUUUUUUUAGGAUUAACUUCCCUUAGUUGUUACUAUAAAUAAAUUAGAUUGUAACUUUUUUAUAACUGUAAAUGUUACUUUCAAAUUUUAGGUGUAUUUUAAGGUAUCUCUACCUGGUAAGGAGUUUUUUUGUGGACUUAGAAAAACAAACGAAUUACAAUAAUUACUAAACAACCACAAAAUUAAAAUUCCAUUUGCAAAUACAGGUGCCAGUGUAAGGAAAUUUGCUGUGACGGGCUUAUAUUGUGACAUUCUGGCACUGUUGUUGAAGCUGUUUUCUCUUAUUGUUUUUAAAAGUCGAUUUCUUGCUUUUUUCCUUUUUGAACCUUUUGCUUGGCGGAUGAAUUUACAUCACUUGCUGGGUUUAUAAGUCUUUUCAUCUCCAGAGUAAUUGUCAGGUCUCCAUUUCUCCGCAAAGAGACACAAAGGUAUGUUGUCUUCAUCUGAGGAAGUGCUGACAUACUUCAGUUUUUGCUGAGUUUUACAAUUAUUUUGUAUUUUCUUGCGCGAGUGAUUUACUCGUGUUUCCUGCACAUUAGAUGCACCUUAAGUUUCCUGCUUUUUUUUAUUUCUAAACUUUUCGUCUGCUGUUUUAGCUCACCUGAGCCAAAGGCUCAUGUUGAGCUUUUUUGACCGCUCAAUGUCCGUCGUGCGUCGUCCGUCCGUCAACAAUUUCUAAAGAAAUCUUCUUGAAAACCACUGGGCAGAAUUACACAAAACUUCACAGGAAUGAUCCUUAUGUGGUCCCCUUUCAAAAUUGUUCAAAAAAUUGAAUUCCAUGCAGAACUCUGGUUGCCAUGGCAACCGAAAGGAAAAACUUUAAAAAUCUUCUUGUCCAAAACCGCAAGGCCUAGAGCCUUGAUAUUUGGCAUGUGACAUCAUCUAAUGGUCCUCUAUGAAAAUUGUUCAAAUUACGCCCCUGGGGUGAAAAGAGGGGGUCCCAAUUUUUGCAUAGACUUGUAUAGGAAAAUGUUUUGAAAAUAUUCUUGUCUAAAACCUCAAGACCUAGGCCUUUGAUAUUUGAUAUAUAGCAUUGCCUUGUGGUCCUCUACCAAAAUUGUUCAAAUCAUUACCCUGGGGUGAAAAGAGGUACCAAAUUUUACAUAGACUAAUAUAGGAAAAAGCUUUAAAAAUCUUCUUGUCCGAAACUGCAAGACCUAGGCUUUUGAUAUUUGGUAUGUUGCAUUGUCUUGUGGUCCUCUACCAGAAUUGUUCAAAUUGUGCCCCAUAGGGUGAAAAGAGGCCCUGCCCCAGGGGAGGGGGGUGUCAAGUUUUUAUUUUUAAUUAAAAAAUCUUCUUGUCCUAAAGUUCAAGGCCUAGGCCUUUGAUAUUUGGUGUGUAGCUUUGCCUAGUGGAUCUCUUACAAGACUGUUUAGAUAUUACACCUCUGGGAUGAAAAGAGGCCCCGCCCUGGGGUCACUUGUUAUAUGAGUUAUAUAGGAAAAAAAUACUUAAAAAUUAUUAGGGCAUAGUUCCUAGACUGUUUAAUUAUAAUAACCUGAUGACCCCAAGUGAUUAGGGGUCACCUGACUGUGGCCUUGACCUACUGACCUACUUUUUUUAAGAUGCAACCUUGAAACUUGGAUGACAUGUUAAGCACACAUAUCUUAAAACUGACUUUCAGUGACCGUGAAUGUGACCUACUGACCUACUUUCUUUAUAUUUUAGGAUCAGUUUGUCAUUUGAAUUAUGUGGCUCAUAUUACUCAGGUGAGCGAUUCAGGGUCAUCAUGACCCUCUUGUUUAAAUUCUGUUAGGGAAGAGUCUAUUCAAAGCAUUGAGAACAAAGUAAAACGUUGCAUUGUC
Messenger RNA from Mercenaria mercenaria, 9169 nucleotides. Its product is annotated as G patch domain and ankyrin repeat-containing protein 1-like. The record is from RefSeq and is a predicted model, not a curated record. The transcript is spliced from 2 exons. Gene Ontology annotation, molecular function: nucleic acid binding; protein binding. The coding region runs from base 252 to 1439 and encodes 395 amino acids. NCBI's taxonomy places the organism in Eukaryota, Metazoa, Mollusca, Bivalvia, Venerida, Veneridae.